AGUGAUGCUGCAACAAUGGUUAGUUGCCUACAUAUCUUAGCUCAGACUCUAGAUACAAGAACAGUUAUGAAAUCUGGUUCAGAGAUGGUUAAAGCAGGAUUGCAUGCCUUCUUUGAAAAUGCUGCAGAAGAUCUAGAGAAGACAUCAGAAAACCUUAAACUUGGAAAAUUUACCCAUUCCCGAACUCAGAUUAAAGGAGUCUCACAAAAUAUCAACUAUACAACAGUGGCACUGCUGCCUAUCUUAACAUCCAUUUUUGAACAUGUCGCUCAGCAUAAUUUUGGUACUGAUUUGCUUUCCUUUUCUGCAAACUUGCUGCUCUUGUUAGACAUAGAAUUUCACUGUUUGAGGUUUAUGGAUUAUGUUAACAGCCCCAACUGA
This is a messenger RNA of Thamnophis sirtalis, 381 nucleotides long. The record is from RefSeq and is a predicted model, not a curated record. Lineage: Eukaryota; Metazoa; Chordata; Lepidosauria; Squamata; Natricidae.